AUGAUCAAUGGCGAGAGUGGAGGUCAGGUGCAACCAACAAGGGGUCUCAGGCAGGGAGAUCCACUUUCACCUUUCUUAUUUAUUAUUUGUGCUGAAGGUUUAUCCAUGCUUUUGCAGAAAGAACAGGCAGUAGGAUCUAUUCACGGUUGUAGAGUGGCUAGGGGAGCCCCCCCAAUAUCACACCUAUUUUUUGCUGAUGAUAGUUUGUUGUUCUUUAAAGCAAAUGUCCAGGAAGCUAUGGUGGUUAAGCAGUGUUUGGAAAGGUAUGGGGAGUUAUCUGGUCAGUUGGUAAACUAUCAUAAAUCUAAUAUAUGCUAUAGUAAGAAUACUGUGGAACAGAUGAGAGAGGAGGUGGCCGAAUGUCUGGGCGUGGAACAGGCAAGAAACUUUGGAAAAUAUCUGGGAUUACCCUCUUUUAUAGGGAGAAAUAAAAGGGCUGUUUUCUCUUAUAUAGAAGAUAAAAUCAGACAGAGAGUUUUCUCGUGGAACAAGAAAUUGUUAUCACAGGCUGGCAAAGAGGUGCUUUUGAAAAGUGUGGCUCAGUCUAUGCCUACAUUUUCAAUGAGUGUUUUUUUGCUCCCUGAAUCAGUUUGCGAGUCGAUACAAAGGGCCAUGAAUAGGUAUUGGUGGGGGAAAGGGCCAGACAGAGGAAUCCACUGGAAAGCAUGGAAUAAAUUGUGUAUUCCUAAGAAGUUUGGUGGAUUGGGGUUUAAAGACCUGAGGAAUUUUAAUCUGGCAAUGUUGGGUAAACAGGCAUGGCGUUUCUUAACGAAUCCAGGAUCUCUGGCAGCACGAAUAUAUAAAGCAAGAUAUUUUCCAAAAACUUCUUUUGUUGAUGCAACGGUGGGAAAUAAUCCCAGCUUUUGUUGGCGAAGUAUUAUGGCUGCUCAUGAUUUUGUUAUUGCCCACGUCCGCAGGAGAAUUGGAAAUGGCCAGGAGACUUUGAUAUGGGGUCAUCCGUGGUUGCAGGAUAAUCCUAGUCCAUUGGUUCAAAUAGUAAUGCCUGAACCAUUAAGGGAUGCAGUUGUUGCAGGUUUAAUAGAUCAGCAAACAAAAACAUGGGACCCCCAUAUUUUAACAGAUUUAUUUGAACCAGAGGAUGUGGAUCGUAUAUUGAGAAUACCUGUGAGCCCAGACUAUAAAGACACAUGGUAUUGGCAUAAUGAUGCGAAUGGUUGCUACACUGUAAAGGAUGCUUAUAGGCGUCUAAUGGGAGAAUUUAGUCACACCUUGGGAGAAUUUGAUAAAUGGAUUACAUUGUGGAAGUUGAAAGUCCCCCCCAAGUGGAAAACUUUUUUAUGGAGAGCGGUGUGUGAUAUACUCCCAACCACAACAAAUUUGAUUAUAAAGAGGGUAGAUGUGAACCCAACAUGCAUGUUGUGUGGUCUUACAAAUGAGAAUGUUAUGCACUCAUUAGUUUUAUGUGAAUAUUCUAGAGCCGUAUGGAAUAUUUCGGGAUUGCCUAUUAUGAAUAUUUUUUCAACAUCUUUCCCGAACUGGCUUAUGACUGUUAUGGAUAUGCUCACAGGCGAACAGGUCAGACGCGUUGUGGGGGUCCUCUAUUUUUUAUGGAGGGCCAGAAACGAGGCGGUCUGGGACCAUGCGGUACGGAGACCGGAGGUGGUGUGGCGCCGUGCAGCUGCGGGGGAGGCGAGCUACACGGCACUUCAUUCUCGCCCAGCGGCGGCACCGGCCGGCGGGGUGCGGACAGUGGCAGCCGGGCGGACGGCGUGCUACGUCGACGCCGGAUACGAUCCGGGAACGGGAAAUGCAACCUAUGGGGCGGUCUUGCUCGAUCCGAAUGGUUUGUUCAAAGCAGCGGCAAGCGGAAAACUCCCGGGGUGUUUAACUCCUCUUAUGGCAGAAACACUAGCAUGCAAGGAAGCCUUGUCCUGGCUUAAAGACCGAAACGAGAACGAGGUGGAUAUUCUUACGGAUUGUCUUGUCUUAAAGAAUGCGGUUCAUGCAGUAACGACACCGAACUUAUCUUAUGUUGGAAUUCUAGUUGAGCAGUGCAGGAUAGCUAUUAGUAGUUUCGUUAAUUGUUCGCUUAGUUUUAUUCCAAGAACUUUAAAUUUACAUGCGCAUACUCUAGCUAGAUUAGCCCAUGACCAGGAUCAUUCUAUGUACUGGGAUUUAAUCCCUCCUGACUCUAUCAUUCAAUUUUUGAAUUAA
This is a messenger RNA of Ipomoea nil (Japanese morning glory), 2175 nucleotides long. RefSeq lists its product as uncharacterized. The record is from RefSeq and is a predicted model, not a curated record. The coding region runs from base 1 to 2175 and encodes 724 amino acids. Gene Ontology annotation, molecular function: nucleic acid binding; RNA-DNA hybrid ribonuclease activity. The transcript has a single exon. Lineage: Eukaryota; Viridiplantae; Streptophyta; Magnoliopsida; Solanales; Convolvulaceae.